GAAAAAAAAUGGCGGUGUCCGCGUAGUUGUAAAAACAUCAUGAAGAAACAUUAAAAUUAAGAUUUAAGCGGCAGCAAGCAGACUGGGACUCACUUUGGUGUAUUAUAGUUAUUAUAUUUCCUCGCUUGGAAUGUCCUAAAUGACAAAACUGUCAUCUGUGGUGUUUUUCUGCGUUAGCUUGCUAGCAUAAUAUCGCUGGAGCAGAAGGAUCUCAUUUGUCAGCUUUUAACGCCAACAAGAUGCCUGCCUUCCGGCAAGUAGGAGAGAAGCAACUUCCUAACCCUGUAUUGUGUAUGGCAUGGUCUCCAAAGAGGGAUCUGAUUGCUCUGGCCAACACAACUGGAGAGUUGCUACUUCACCGCUUGGCUGGUUUCCAGCGUGUUUGGAGCCUACCACCCAGUGAGUAUACUGGGAAGGAGAUCACAGCAAUUGCCUGGAGACCAGAUGGCAAAAUUUUGGCAUUCAGCCUUGGAGACACCAAGCAGGUGGUCCUGUGUGAUGUUGAGAAAGCAGAGAUCCUCCAUGUGUUCCCUAUGCAGAGUCCUGUAACCUGCAUGCACUGGAUGGAGGUGGUUGAGGAGAGCAGUGCCCUCAGCUCUUUUUACAACUCAGAGGACGAAUCCAAACUUUUUCUUCCCAAGCUACCAACUCUCCCCAAGAGCUAUAGCACAACUUCAAAGAUUUUCAGUGAGGAAAAAUCUGACGAGAUACUUAAACUCCUGGGGGACGUUAGACUGAACAUACUUGUUCUUGGAGGAGAUGCAAGCUUUGUGGAGCUUUAUGCCUAUGGGAUGUACAAGAUUGCCACUCUGGAAGGGGUUCUGGGAACGUGCCGCAGCCUGAGUCUGUCCAGUGAUCUUAAGUCUCUGUCUGCCAUCACAGAGGUCAGAUCUGCAGACAACAACCCAGAGAUCUGUUACGUUCAGCUGGACACGGGGUUGCUGUCAGACUGUCUGCCUGAGGUCACCAGGAUGGCACGCAAGUUCACCCAUAUCUCCACCCUGCUACAGUACCUGCACCUUUCACUUACCUGUAUGUGUGAAGCGUGGGAGGAUAUUCUCAUGCAGAUGGAUCUUAGACUCACUAAGUUUGUUCAGGAAAAGAACACAAGCACUCAAGUUCAAGAUGAGUUUCUGGAGCUUCUACUCUGGGGACAAUCCAGCCCUGAACUACAGGCUCUUCUCAUGAACCAGCUGACAGUUAAGGGACUGAAGAAACUUGGACAAUCCAUUGAGUCUUCCUACUCCAGCAUCCAGAAGCUAGUGAUCAGCCACCUGCAGAGUGGCUCCGAGGCGCUGUUGUAUCACCUCAGUGAGGUGAAAGGAAUGGCUCUGUGGAAGCAAAGGUUUGAGCCCCUUGGUUUGGAUGCAGCAGCUAUAGAAGGUGCUAUCACAGCUGUUGGGUCCUUUUCCCUGAAAGCCAGUGAACUUCUGCAGGUGAUUGACAAGAGUAUGAAAAACUUUAAAGCCUUUUUCCGUUGGCUAUAUGUAGCAAUGCUCAGAAUGUGUGAGGAGCAUGUGCCACCGGAACUCAAUAAGAUGACUCAGAAGGACAUUGCCUUUGUUGCUGACUUCUUGUCUGAGCAUUUUAGUGAGAAUGAGGAACUCUUCGGUCGUAAAGGGAAGUACUUCAACGUAGAACGCGUUGGACAGUACCUAAAGGAUGAAGAUGAGGACCUUGUGUCUCCACCCAACACAAAAGGAAACCAGUGGCUGAAGUUUUUACAGGACAGCAUGCACCUCAAAGGGAGUCCUUUGCUGUUUCCUUCAUAUCCCCAAAAGUCUUUGCACUUUGUCAAGAGGAUGAUGGAGAAUGUGAUUGAGGAUUGUCUACAGAAACCUGCAGAAGUAAUUGGAAAAUCAGUAAAACAAGCCAUCUUUUUGCCCUUGUACAACGUGCCUGAGAGCUCUGAAAACACUCCUCGGCUUUUUGAACUUCCAUCUUUGUGGAAUGACAAAAAGGCCAAAAUGCACUAUGUUGUGUUUUGCAUGCCAGAAAUUUCAGCCCACAAACUCUACCUGUUGCGUAGAGGAACAGACCCAAACAGAGCAAUCCCAAACAGUGUCAUGUCGAUUGAUCUCAGCCAUCAUCUUGACAGUGGAGAUGAUGAAAAUGCUGCAGACCAGUUUCAUUAUGUUUACAGCUGCCUGGAUGCUCGUUUUUACGAUGAUGAAAUGCUGACUGUGGUCUUACAAGGAUCCGAAGAACUCAGCAGCAGGCGUCUCCUUGCUCAAAUUCCGAUUUCUUCCGUCUUAAGCUGUGAGACAGAAUUCAACUGGGAGCCAAACCUGAGGUUGGACCAGCAGAGCAGUUCCAUCCCGUGCCAAGGUCUGGUGUUGGGUAAUCAGUGGCGUGAACUGGAAAACAUGAAGGCGCAGUUUGUGGCUGUCAAUGGAAUCCGUAAAGUGGCUUGCGUGCUAAGUGCCAAUCUGAGGCACAUACGUGUUUUUGAGAUGGAUGUGGAAGAUGAAGAUGAUGAGGGAGCUGACUCACAGAAUGCCAGUGCUGACCAGGAUGGGGUGGAAAAUACCAUGAACAGCCAGGGGCAGGGAGAGGCGGAGAGUUUGGAGGCUGAAGCUGGGGCUGGGGAGCAGGGAGGCAGAAAGAGUGUGUUUCAAAAACCUGAGGAGCACCUGGAGUCAGAGGAAGCCCUGGACCUCCCCUGAGACUGAGAAACAAACAAUCUCCAACAAACGAAGCUCCAUCUUUCUUUUUUUAUUACUAUAGUUUUGUUGUUGUUGUUGUGUUUUUUUAACAGCAUUUUG
Messenger RNA from Archocentrus centrarchus (flier cichlid), 2765 nucleotides. It is a transcript of the gene anapc4, whose product is annotated as anaphase promoting complex subunit 4. Gene Ontology annotation, molecular function: protein binding. The record is from RefSeq and is a predicted model, not a curated record. Gene Ontology annotation, biological process: anaphase-promoting complex-dependent catabolic process; protein K11-linked ubiquitination; regulation of mitotic metaphase/anaphase transition. Gene Ontology annotation, cellular component: anaphase-promoting complex; nuclear periphery. Bases 240 to 2666 code for a protein of 808 amino acids. NCBI's taxonomy places the organism in Eukaryota, Metazoa, Chordata, Actinopteri, Cichliformes, Cichlidae. The transcript is spliced from 28 exons.